AUGUCUGACGAAUACAAACGAAUGCAGGUCAAGGUGUUGUACUCGUUCAACAACAACGCAACCGUAUUUCUUUCCCGUUCAAAACAAAUGCAUUCCAUAAAGAUUGCCCAAAUUCCAAUGGCAAAUGAAGGAGAAGUGAUGACCUUAGGAGCAUUCGAUUUGAAAACUUGUGUACUGCAAGUGUUAAAAAGUUCUCCGGAGAAUUUCAAAAUGCAAACUGAAGACUAUGCUGUAUACUACAAAGAUAUCACCGAGCAACCAGAUGAACCAUUCGUUGCCAAUGGUGUGCUUUCUAGUUUAAUAAGUACUUCAAAGCAACAACUCAUACCUGGAAGGGUUUGUCAAAAUUUAUCUGCCAGUUUCUUAUUUGGAGAUAAGGCAAACACUUCUUCACUUACUCUUGAGAUAAGACUCAAAUUGCUUACUAUAGAAAAGGGCCCAGAAUCCAAUAUACAGACACAAUCACAACCACAAAUUCAACAAACUUCCUCUCAAGUGGAAAAGAGAAGUGCUAGUAAUAUAAAUGAAUAUAAUCAACAAAAGAGAUCGAGAAUAAAUAAGCCUUCGGUGUCUGCAACUUCAUCUUCUGCUGCUGUCAAGGCAACAAGAACCAAAUCAUUACCAAUCUUCUAUCCUCAAAAUCAACAAAUAUUCAAUAUCAUCAACGCUGACAAGUCUAAUGCUCCUUCUAAAUAUGACAACAAGAGUGUACAAGAUAGAUUUAAGCUGGCACCAUUUUUACAACCAAAGAUUCUUGAGAAUCCUCAAAGAAGAUACAAUGGUAAGAUAGUACCAUUGAACCAAAUUAAUAAUAAUAACAAAAAUGAACCACAACGAGCAAUGAGAACUAGAUCAAUGAUUGCCAGUAAACAAAUGCCAAUGACAGUAUCGUCACCUAUCAAUGAAGAAACAGAUGGUUCUGAUACCGAUUAUCAAGAAACAACGGCACACAGUGAAGAUGGGCAAGAUGAUAUUGAAGAGGAAGAUGAAGUAGAUGAUUUUGCGGGCAAUUCUUCUCCUUACACACCACAACAACCACCAUAUAAACCUAUGAGACUGCAUCAACAUCGGCAACAACUACAACAAUCUCAAUCACAACAACAAUCAGCAUCAUCUGUACCUCAAUUUCAAUCUUUGCCUGAUUUGGAAGAUUUGGAUAGUAGAAAAACCCAUGCCAUUCCACAUCUGCGUUUACCAAAAAAUCAUGGUCUUGUCUGUAUGAAUAGCAACUGUGCUGCUACCACUUCAAUCACAUGGAGAUACUUCGAAACAGGAUAUCAUCCAAACUAUCUUUCACUUCAUAGAGCAAAAGAUUUCGACAUCAAGCAUUAUGAUGGUAUGAUCGGGCCACUUUGUAAUGCAUGCUAUUUAUUCUUAAGAAACAAGGGAUUUAUGAGACCAGAAGCCGUGGUGAAGAAAUAUAUGCAACAACAAAGGUAUAAGAAGGAGCUUAGACAAAAGGAUGAGUUGCUUGAUCAACAAAGGCAAUCCAGUUUAGGUAUGGUGGCAUCAAAGGGUCCACAGUACGCUUCUUCUCCUAUUUUCCCACAAUCGCAUAAAUUCACUACACCUACACAUACACCUUCGGCUAUAAAUCAAGUAAUUCAAAAUAAUCAACAGAAUAUGAUUAAUGGUAACAAUAAACUCACACCUAAUUAUCAUAAUUAUAAUGAUUUGAAUGAUUUCAUUAAUCAACUUAAUAAUUUCGGUGGUCCAUUGACUGAUAUCGAUCCAAUUCCUCAAGAUCAAAGACCUGGUGUAACACCUCCAAUGAUGGCUACUAAGUCAAAUACUAGAAUUAUUAAUUUGUAUGAUGAAGGCGAAGACAAAGAAAACUGCCCACCACCUACUUCAGAUGAUCAAGACCACAGUAAAAGUAUGGAUGAUGACUUCGAAGAAAUGAUUGUUAAAUCCUUCAGUAUAGUGUCUGAUAAGAAUAGUAGUCCUGGUCAGACUGGCCAAACUGCUUGGAUGAACAAUUUGUUUGGAGAACCAACUCCGAGAGAUCAAAUUACUCCAAAUGACGGCAAUGUAAAUUCCACCACUGGAUAUACUCCUCAAGAGGGAUCAAAGAAUGAUGACACUGAAAGUGAACAAGAAAUGAAGUCUCAUCCUAAUUUACCACAAUUGAGAACUUUCACAACCCACCAUGCGAAGUCGUCACCCUCCUUUGCUGAAAAGCAAGCAUCGAAUAUGCCAUCAUCACCAUUGUUAACUCAUCACGAAGAAAACACAGAACAAAAUAACAUUUUCGCUAAUACCUCCUCCUCACCAACAAUCAGGGCCACUCGUGUUAAUACUACUACACUGAUCAUGUCUAAUUCCAAGGGAGAACAUGGAACUAAUCUCGGCUCAACACCAAAUACUGACUUCCUCUCAAAUGAUGACGUGAAAGAAAAUGUUAAUAUCCAUGAUUUAUUUGCUUCCAAGGAAGUAAACCAAUAA
This is a messenger RNA of [Candida] anglica, 2445 nucleotides long. Lineage: Eukaryota; Fungi; Ascomycota; Pichiomycetes; Serinales; Debaryomycetaceae. The record is from the annotation of a GenBank genome assembly.